This is a messenger RNA of Hydra vulgaris (swiftwater hydra), 1683 nucleotides long. Its product is annotated as zinc finger MYM-type protein 1-like. The record is from RefSeq and is a predicted model, not a curated record. Gene Ontology annotation, molecular function: protein dimerization activity. NCBI's taxonomy places the organism in Eukaryota, Metazoa, Cnidaria, Hydrozoa, Anthoathecata, Hydridae.
AUGGCUUUUCGAGGGAGUUCGGAUAAACUGUUUACGCCUCAAAACGGCAAACUCUUAGGACUAAUACAGAUGCUUGCAAAAUUCGAUCCUGUGAUGCAAAAGCAUUUAGCACUUGCAAUAAAAGGUGACACUUCAGACCAUUAUUGCGGGAAAAAUAUUCAAAAUGAGUUAAUAGAUUUAAUGUCUCAAAAGGUUAAUGAUGAAAUAAUAAACCGAGUCUUGAAAGCCGUUUACUAUUCAAUCAUUGCUGAUUGUACACCUGAUAUUUCUAGAAAAGAACAACUUUCUCUUACUAUUCGAAUUGUGGACUUGUCAUUAGACAUUAGAGUGGAAAUUAAAGAGUACUUUUUAGGAUUCUUUUCUGUUUCUGAUUCUACAGGCUUAGGACUUAUUGAGGUUUUAAUCGAGUUGCUAACUAAGCAUGGACUUGAAAUCUCUAACUGCAGAGGUCAAGGGUAUGAUAAUGGAUCAAAUAUGAAAAGAAAGAUUAAUGGUGUACAAAAAAGGAUUUUAAAUCUUAAUCCUUUAGCAUUGUAUGUUCCUUACGGCAACCAUAGCUUAAAUUUGGUAAUAAGUGACUCUGCACGGUCUUCAGUAAAACCUAUAGCUUUUUUCGGUAUUCUUCAGAGAUUGUUUACUCUAUUCUCAGCUUCAGUGAGCCGAUGGAAAAUUUUAAUUGAUCAUGUUAAAAUUUUGCAUUUAAAGAAACUCUGUGACACGCGGUGGGAAGCAAAAAUAAGUAGUGUUAAAGCCGUUUGUUAUCAAGUUGGUGAUGUACAUGACGCUUUGAUAGCAUUGUCAGAAAUUGAAGGAUGUAAUCCUGAAACUGCACAUGAAGCGAUAACUCUAGGAGAGCAAUUAAAAGAUUUUAGCUUUCUUGUCUCUUUAAUUGUCUGGUAUGACGCUCUUUUUCAAGUCAAUAUUGUUAGUAAAACUCUUCAAGAAAAAGACAUGGACAUCACUCAAUGUGCAAAGUUAUUGAAAAGCUGUUGUUCAUUUUUAGAAAACUAUAGAAAAUGUGGUUUUAAAGAUGCAAUUAUAAAAGCAAAGGAUUUGGCUAUAGAAUUACAAGUGGAGCCUGUUUUUAAACCACUUAAAAGAAUAAUACGAGUGAAACGCCAUUCUGACGAACCAGCCCAAGAUGGGAUUUAUUUAUUUUCUCCUGAAAAAAAAUUAGAAGUCGAUUUCUUCAAUCCUCUUUUAGACACAUUUUUAAUUUCAAUAAGAGAAAGAUUUAUACAGUUGGAGAAUUAUUCCGAAGUUUGGGGUUUUUUGUAUAAUCUCGAUAGUUUGCAAAAAAGAGAAGAAAUUCUAAAAUCAUGUUUAGCUCUUCAAAGUAAACUUACCGUAAAUCUAAAAUCGGACAUUAAUGGUAUUCUCCUUUGCAAUGAACUGAUGAGCAUUAAACCUUUUCUUUCUGAAAUGGUCAAGGAUAAAAUUACUCCUAUUAUUGUUUUAAACUUUAUAAAACAGCACAAAAUGCAAGAUUUGUAUCCAAACACAUGGAUUGCAAUGCGAAUUUUGCUAACAAUACCUGUCACUGUAGCGAGUGGAGAAAGAAGCUUUUCCAAAAUGAAACUAAUAAAAACCUAUCUGCGGUCAACAAUGUCGCAGGAUAGACUUUCAAGUUUAGGAACCCUAUCGAUUGAAAAGAAUAUUGCUGAAUUGAUUUUUCAACCCUAA